Camellia sinensis is the source of this 700-nucleotide messenger RNA. The record is from RefSeq and is a predicted model, not a curated record. Lineage: Eukaryota; Viridiplantae; Streptophyta; Magnoliopsida; Ericales; Theaceae.
UGCUGUUGAGCCACUUUCUUGGGACAUACGGCUCAAAAUAGCCAUUGGUGCAGCACGGGGCCUUGCUUGCUUGCACACAUCAGACAAGAAAGUCAUUUACAGGGACUUCAAAGCAUCUAAUAUACUGCUUGAUGGGAACUACAAUGCAAAAAUCUCAGAUUUUGGCUUGGCGAAAUUGGGGCCCUCAGGUGGAGAAUCGCAUGUGACAACACGAGUUAUGGGCACAUAUGGUUAUGCUGCUCCAGAAUAUGUUGCAACAGGUCAUUUAUAUGUGAAGAGCGACGUGUACGGUUUCGGUGUUGUGCUGCUGGAAAUGCUGACAGGUUUGCGGGCACUUGAUUCCAAACGCCCCAGUGGGCAGCAUAAUCUGAUUGAUUGGACAAAGCCCUUUCUCUCCAACAAAAGGAAGCUGAAAUCAAUUAUGGAUGUGCGGAUAGAAGGGCAAUAUUCUUCAAAGGCAGCGUUGAUUGCUGCUCAACUCACUAUACAGUGCCUGGAAUCAGAACCUAGAAAACGCCCCCCCAUGAAAGAAGUUGUAGAUAUCUUAGAACGGAUUGAAGCCAUGAAGCAAAAACCAAAAGAAUCCCAAGCCAUCUCUACACACUCUACAGCUCAUCGUCAUCAAAAUGAACUAGUGCAUAUUUAGUACUAUGCAUCUAUUUCUGGUAACAUGGAAUGGAAGUCGUACUAUGCAUUUCUC